Molecule: messenger RNA, 1103 nt
Organism: Mytilus trossulus (common blue mussel)
Lineage: Eukaryota; Metazoa; Mollusca; Bivalvia; Mytilida; Mytilidae
Product: meiosis-specific protein MEI4-like
Exons: 4
Coding region: 121-1086 (321 amino acids)
Biological process (GO): DNA recombination; spermatogenesis; homologous chromosome pairing at meiosis
Cellular component (GO): lateral element
Source: RefSeq, a predicted model, not a curated record
GUGAUUUUCAUGACAUUGAGACGUAUAUACAUUUGAUAUAUUACCUAUUGAGUUUAAAGGAUUACAUAUGUACAGAAUUCUUUCUUAUUUAUCAGUGAUUAUGAAACCUACAUAAAAACCAUGAAAAUGGCAAUAGCAAUGGCCUGUAUAAAAAGUAAACCAGAAGGCUUGACUGCUAAAGAAUACACUGAACAACUUUGUCAGAACUAUUUACAGAAACAGCAAGAAUGCCAGGAUAAACUGAAAUCAGCAGAAAAUGAAAUCCUUCAACUGCGACAACAAUUAGUUCUACAGUCUACACUUGGACAAAAUGCAUUUUUACCUUCAAGAAACACAGUACAAGCAGAAGAACCACUAUGCCUGACCCCGCCAUCAUCUGGGACGACUACAUGUACAGUACAAUCCACAACAGACAACAGCCAACUUAUUCAAAACACUGCCUUUUUACAGAGCAUUUUGAACCUACAAUCAAUCACCAGAACACCUCAAUUAACCUCAGUUACUUAUACAACACUCAAGAACAGUUUGACCAUGGUUAAAUACUGUAUUGAAAAUGAGGCUAAUAUUCCUCUAUCGUCAAUCCAGAAAAAUGUGCAUGUUAUUAUGGGAGUGUUGGACUCAGAAAAGAUUGUUGACUUGGUACAAGUUGUUGACUGUAUUAUAGAUAUUGUUAUGUGUAUACUGAAUAUGCUGCUGUUUAAAGAACAUGAAAGUAUGGAGGAAGCAGAAUGUCUAGUGACGCUUGUUACAUCCUUUUGUCAUGUCAAAUUAUUUGAAAGAAUUGUGAAAAUGACAUUAACAGUUAUUGAAGAAUUUUCAAAUCACCUACGAAAUGUACAACAAAAGAAAGAAGAUAUUGAUCUUUUGAAAUACUGGAAUUUAAACAACGUCUUCAAAAUUCUGGAAAAUAUUUUUCACAAGCAUAGAGAACAUAGUUUAAUGAUGUCAUCAGAUUUCGUGGACAAGAUAAAUGAAAGACUUGACGAGACAUUGCUUCAUUUGACAGACCCUUUUCCUCUGUUUGCGCAUGCUGUGUGGAAAAUUCAAGGAAUUUUAAAUCAAAUUGUUUCAGAAAGUCAACCAUAAUAAUAUUUAUUAUUUUG